Manihot esculenta (cassava) is the source of this 1158-nucleotide messenger RNA. Its product is annotated as ras-related protein Rab7. The record is from RefSeq and is a predicted model, not a curated record. Gene Ontology annotation, cellular component: vacuolar membrane. Lineage: Eukaryota; Viridiplantae; Streptophyta; Magnoliopsida; Malpighiales; Euphorbiaceae. The coding region runs from base 324 to 965 and encodes 213 amino acids. Gene Ontology annotation, molecular function: GTP binding; GTPase activity. The transcript has 7 exons.
AUACGGAGUUUGAAAUUUGAGCUUCGCUGGCUCCUAACUUUUGCUUUGAGGUUGGCAAAGGACUCACAUGGCUUUCAUUACCAUCAUUCAUCAAACAGAGAAAGGAUAAAGAAAAAAGAAAUAUCAAGAAGAAUCAAGAACCCUCCUCGAAAAUGACCUUCCCUUUUCUUUAAAUCACUGUUCUUGCUUACUUUCCUGAUCAUCAGCUUUCUUUUCAGAUUCCACUUACCUUCUUAGAUUGCAGAAACUAGUAAAUUAAAUUUACUUGCUUUUAUUUAUUUAUUUAUUUCCCUUUGAUUAUAAGAGUUUCGUUUGUCAUCUUCAUGGACCUGUCCACCACCAAGAGAAGAGCACUGCUUAAGGUCAUUGUUCUUGGCGAUAGUGGGGUGGGGAAGACUUCCUUGAUGAAUCAAUAUGUAUAUAAGAAGUUUAGCCAUCAGUAUAAAGCUACAAUUGGCGCUGAUUUUGUCACGAAGGAACUACAAGUUGAUGACAAGCUGGUGACUCUGCAAAUAUGGGAUACAGCAGGGCAGGAGAGGUUUCAGAGUUUAGGAGCCGCUUUUUACAGAGGAGCAGAUUGCUGUGUUUUAGUAUAUGAUGUGAAUGUACUUAAAUCAUUUGAAACACUUAACAACUGGCAUGAAGAGUUCCUCAAACAGGCAGAUCUAGUUGAUCCUGAUGCAUUCCCUUUUAUAGUAAUCGGAAAUAAAAUUGACAUAGAUGGUGGAAACAGUCGAGCGGUUUCACAUAAAAAAGCUACAGAUUGGUGUGCAUCUAAAGGAAACCUACCAUACUUUGAAACCUCAGCGAAAGAGAACUACAAUGUAGAUGAAGCUUUUCUAUGUGUUGCCAAAGUUGCACUAGUUACUGAACAUGAACAUGACCAUGACAUGUCUUGCAGUUACUUUCAAGGUAUAUCAGAAACUGUUUCAGAAGUUGAACAAAGAGGAGGCUGUGCAUGUUGAUCAAUUGAUAUCUCAUUCCUUUAAUUUUUUUAUUAUUAUUGUUAUUAUUCUAUAUUCAUAUUACUAAUUAGGAAUUAGAAGGUGUUCUGAAGAUUGACUAACCUAAUCUUUUACCCUUUAAUUUGUAACCAUUUAUUGAAAUGAGAGAAUCAAAUUCACAUAAGAUUAAACCUGAACUAACUUAGAUAUUAAA